Neltuma alba is the source of this 2355-nucleotide messenger RNA. RefSeq names its product serine/threonine-protein kinase Nek2. The record is from RefSeq and is a predicted model, not a curated record. Lineage: Eukaryota; Viridiplantae; Streptophyta; Magnoliopsida; Fabales; Fabaceae. The coding region runs from base 363 to 2180 and encodes 605 amino acids. The transcript has 15 exons. Gene Ontology annotation, biological process: protein phosphorylation. Gene Ontology annotation, molecular function: ATP binding; protein serine/threonine kinase activity.
UGUUCCACAUCUAACUGCGACUAUCUCUCGCGGGCCUCCCCUCUCCCAAUCCCUUGCUCUCUUAAACUAUAUUAUUAUAAUAAUCUCACACCAUAACCCCCGCUCCCUCUCUCUUUCUCUCUCUGUCCUUUUCUUACUCCCAACGACAAUGGCGGAGCUUCUUCUGCUGCUUCCUCCUCUGCUGCUGCUGCUGCUUCUUCCUCUCAUGCUUCCUCAACAGCGUUGUCGUUUUCCAGCUCUUCCACCAAUGUCACACUCACAGCUCUCAUUCUCAGCUUCUUCUCUUCUCCGCUCGCUUUGAAUCCCCUCGAUCUGUUUCACUUCUUACAAUACUCAGGGAAGGUUAAUCUCUUGUUGAACUCAUGGAGCAAUAUGAAAUACUCGAGCAAAUUGGAAAAGGUGCUUUUGGUUCUGCUCUUCUUGUGAGGCAUAAGCACGAGAAGAAGAAAUAUGUUCUGAAGAAGAUUCGCUUGGCACGCCAAACUGAGCGAUCUCGUAGAUCUGCGCACCAGGAGAUGGAGCUAAUCUCUAAAUUCAGAAAUCCAUUUAUCGUGGAGUAUAAAGAUUCAUGGGUAGAGAAGGGUUGCUAUGUGUGCAUUAUUAUAGGUUACUGUGAGGGUGGAGAUAUGGCGGAAGCUAUCAAAAAAGCAAAUGGAAUUCUUUUUCCAGAGGAGAAACUUUGCAAGUGGCUUGUUCAACUUCUUAUGGCACUUGACUACUUGCACAUGAACCAUAUUCUUCACCGGGAUGUCAAGUGUUCAAAUAUAUUUUUGACAAAAGAUCGAGACAUACGCCUUGGCGAUUUUGGACUUGCUAAGAUGUUGACUUCAGAUGAUCUUGCUUCUUCUGUCGUGGGAACACCUAGCUACAUGUGCCCUGAGCUCCUUGCUGAUAUUCCUUAUGGUUCUAAAUCAGAUAUUUGGUCUUUGGGAUGUUGUAUAUAUGAAAUGACAGCACAUAAGCCUGCUUUUAAAGCAUUUGAUAUACAAGCACUGAUAAACAAGAUUAACAAGUCCAUAGUGGCCCCACUGCCAACAAAGUAUUCUGGUGCAUUUCGUGGUCUUAUUAAAAGCAUGCUGCGGAAAAAUCCAGAGCUUAGACCUAGUGCCGCAGAGCUACUUGGACACCCUCAUCUUCAGCCUUAUGUUCUCAAGAUCCAUCUUAAAAUCAAUAACCCCAGACGAAGUACACUCCCAGCCCAUUGGCCAGACUCCAAAUACACGAAGAAAACUAGAUUCGUGGAGGCAGGAGAUGAUGCUAUUUCCACCUACAGGGAUAAGCGGAAUUCUUUUAAAAACGACCGGACUUUGAAUCCUAGCAUAUCUGAAGCUGAGCUAGAUUCUGUAGGCUCUACCCUAGAAAUAGAUUGUACUCCAGACCAUUUGAAUCACCGGUUAGCAGAAUUAUGUGUUGGGGAUAGCCCUGAAAUGAACAAAAUCCGUAAGCCAGGUGUUGCCAGGAACUCACGCGUUUCCAGAACUCCAAGAUCAACAUCGUCAAAAGCUUUGGCCAGCCCUAAGAAACAAAUGGAGUUCUCAAAGAAUCGUGAGCUGCACCAUAUCCCACACAGUGCCAGAAAAUCUCUCCAUACGACUCGCAGAGCAUCAUUUCCAUUGCCCAAAAGAGGUGCUGUUCUUGGCCACGAAAAAUCACCUCAUAUUUCAGUCAACUCCCCCCGCAUUGACAGGAUAGCUGAAUUCCCAUUAGCAUCAUAUGAGGGUCUACUGUUUCCCAUUAGCAGAACUUCAUCAACCUCUGCACAGGGUUCCUCAGUCUCGCCGCCUUUUGGUGAUCGUUCAAUCAUGAAAGAUAAAUGCACCGUUCAGGUGUCUGAUAGAGCUGCUGUCAGGCCUAGUUUGACGGAUGCUUCGCAGGGAACCAAAUGCAACGUGUAUCAGGAAAAAGAUGAGGUGAAAAGUGGGUCCUCUGAUCAAAAUGCAACUGCCGGUGCGUCAAGCCAUACCUCUUUAGACUGGCACCGCCGGCAUUUUGACACUUCAUCGUACCAACAAAGAGCUGAAGCCUUAGAAGGGUUGCUCGAAUUUAGUGCGAGGCUGCUACAACAAGAAAGGUAUGGAGAACUUGGGGUGUUGUUGAAACCCUUUGGACCUGGGAAGGUCUCUCCACGUGAAACUGCUAUCUGGUUGAGUAAAAGCUUCAAAGAAAACACUCAACCAUGAGGAAUCCUUUUAAAGUUUAAACCGCUGUACUUGAAAAUUCUAACUCGUAACCCCUUUGUAGAGUACGAAAUUUUCUUUUCCGCUUUUCGUAGAAUGUUGGGAAUUAGAUUGCUGCUAAUUUUGUAGACUGUCAAGAUUCGGCAUAUAGUUUUCCCCACUUACCGAAUCAUGUUAA